CACCAAAGAACCUUCUUUAGAUCACAAAGUCCCCAUCACUUUUUGACCACUUUCAUCUUAUUCGUUGUGCCUCUUACCCAGGUAUGUAUGGCUUCUAGAACAAUGGAUAAUAUACCAUAACAUGCUUGAGACUGCAUAAAUGGCUACCAUACAUAUACACAUCUUACGAAGCGAUUCUACGUCUAACUACCUAAACUAGGUGCUUUCUCUAUAUAUUAGGUACCUAGGUAGGUAGGUAUAUACAGUGGCUCACAUUUACAAUGUCCCGUUCGUUGGAUAGUGAUCUUCUAGCCCACUUGGAAGCCGAUGACCAUAAUCAGAUAUGCAAAGACAUUUCCGCGCUCCUCACGAAUCUACCAGAAAAUGAAUUGCUGGAGAUCGAAUUCCUUGGGAAAAGUCAUCCUCUACAACCAGGGGUUAACUACCUUAGAGAUGGCACGGCUGUAGCAAUUCCUAAGCUGAGAUUGGUCCAGGCAUUCUUCGUUGCUCGCCAAUUUCUGCAGGCAUAUCAUAAGGACAGCAGGUUAAACAGCAGCGAAGUAAUGGCUGCAACAGCUGUGCUAUUGCUUAUGGACCCCGAGCAUCUAACUGCCGCUAAUACCCGGAAACGACUGCUCAUAUCAUGCUUAGAAAACAGCGAGACAGGUGAGCUGGCAUUGAGGCGAGAGAAGCAGUUUGUGGACAGCCUUCUCACGUCGAGGUUGUACCGACAUGCCAAAUCACCCACACUCUGGUCACACCGUCGCUGGUUGCUCCACCUGUUUACUGUUCACGACGUGGUAGUGGACCUACACCACGAUAUCAAAAACGUUGUCAUGAUAGCGGGAAUUCGGCAUCCUCGCAACUAUCCGGCCUGGCACCAUGCUCGAUGCUUGGUGGAUCGUGAUCUAGAACUAGCUCACUCUAUCGUUGCUGAUGUUAAGGAGUUUUGCUUGAAGAAUCAUACCGAUAUCUCCAGCUGGAGUUUCCUUGUCUACGCCAUAAACAAGAUCGAAAAUAAGCAAGACCGUCGCAUAGUCGGCUCUUCUAUUUUUGCGGAAGUCCUCGGUAUCACUGACUCGUUGCGCUGGAUAAGCGAGUCAGUCUGGACAUUUCUGCGAACUAUAGCGACGGUGGGACUUAUUAGUGACCAACAAUUCGAGUCAUUUGUGGCGGUAAAUAAGAAGCUCGCCUCCAUAACAGUAGAGACCAGUGACCAGUGGAAAACUUUAGAUAGUGCACGACAUUGGUGCGAAAAAUAUCGCCCUCCAACGGGGUCCAAAAUGGCGGCGUGAGUUCGAAUUGGUCCAGCGAAGCUACCAACCG
Messenger RNA from Daldinia caldariorum, 1305 nucleotides. Its product is annotated as protein prenylyltransferase. Gene Ontology annotation, biological process: protein prenylation. Lineage: Eukaryota; Fungi; Ascomycota; Sordariomycetes; Xylariales; Hypoxylaceae. The transcript has a single exon. Gene Ontology annotation, molecular function: protein prenyltransferase activity. Bases 261 to 1274 code for a protein of 337 amino acids. Gene Ontology annotation, cellular component: cytoplasm. The record is from RefSeq and is a predicted model, not a curated record.